AAAAAAAUAAAUUUCUGUCAGGGAAGCAUGGAGAACAUGAAGACUAUCAAAUCACUACAUGUCACUUGAUACUCACAAAAUCCGACGUUUCGUGCCACUGGUGCAGCAGAUUUUUAUGGUCACGCUGCCCCCAGGAUACAACAGCCCAACCUCCUUGUUGUAUCUUUACAAGUACUGCACUCUCGUAAAGAAAGCUCUACCCCAUCACCUUUUCCUUGCCUAAAGAGAGUUUGUAUAUUGUGUUUGUGAAAUAAGAGUGCAGAUCAUAAAAUUGUAUCAAAUCUUUUUGGUAGAAAUGGAGGCUGCCUAUUUAUAGGCUUUCCCAAAUGUAACUGAAGUUUAUUGCUUUAAAACAUUUUAAAAAGCAAAAACGCAUAGCCCUUUCAAUAAGACAAAACGCAUGGC
Messenger RNA from Rubroshorea leprosula, 405 nucleotides. The record is from the annotation of a GenBank genome assembly. NCBI's taxonomy places the organism in Eukaryota, Viridiplantae, Streptophyta, Magnoliopsida, Malvales, Dipterocarpaceae.